GAUAUUUGGAAUGAAACAUGGUAUCCCAAGGUUGCAGACCAUGUGAACACAGACAAAUCUUGGUAUAUUGUGGAUGCCACUAACAAAAUUCUUGGAGGAUUGGCAUCAACUAUAGCAAUAUAUAUCGGAGGGAAGAAUCUCGCAACAUACACUCCCAAUGUGGACAAGGGUGCAUUUGUAAUAGUGGUUAAUGCUGAGAAGGUUGCUGUAUCUGGAAAGAAGAGGACCCAAAAACUUUACAGGAGGCACUCAGGGAGACCUGGUGGGAUGAAAGUAGAGACUUUUGAUCAACUUCAACAGAGAAUUCCAGAAAGAAUUAUUGAGCAUGCUGUCCGUGGCAUGCUCCCAAAAGGGAGGCUUGGUAAACAAUUAUUUAACCAUCUUAAGGUUUAUGAGGGUCCAGACCAUCCUCACGACGCACAGAAACCAACCGAGAUACCUAUAAGAGACGAGAGGAUACAGAAGCAGCGGUAG
This is a messenger RNA of Nicotiana tabacum (common tobacco), 474 nucleotides long. The record is from RefSeq and is a predicted model, not a curated record. NCBI's taxonomy places the organism in Eukaryota, Viridiplantae, Streptophyta, Magnoliopsida, Solanales, Solanaceae.